AUGGGGGCGCUGGCCAGGGCCCCCUUGCUGCUGUGGCUCGCCAUCGGCUUCCCGCAAAGACUCGGGCUGAAGUGUGGAGUUCGUGCCAUCCAUUUGAGCAGUUCAGAAACUGACUUGGCAUGUGGGUUCUUCUCUAGAACCUUUCGCUGAAGGAAUUCAGCAGUUGGUCGACAUCCAUGGCAGGUCUCCCUAAAAUUAGGUGAGCGCCACUUCUGUCGAGGAAGCUUGCUUCAAGAAGAUCUGGUGGUUACAGCAGCCCACUGCCUGGUUAGCCUCUAUGAGAAGCAAAUUAGGAGUCUGACUGUGACUGCUGGAGAGUACAACCUCCGACAAGAGGAUGAGCAGGAGCAGAAUAUUCCUGUCUCAAAAAUUAUCCAUCCUGAAUACAGCAGGCUUGGCUAUAGGAGUUCUGAUAUUGCACUGCUGUUUUUAAAACACAAAGUCAAGUUUGGCAUUGCUGUUCAGCCGAUCUGUAUUCCCCAUAGAGAUGACCAAUUUGAAGAAGGGAUUCUUUGCAUGGCCAGUGGAUGGGGCAGGAUUUCAGAGACAAAGGAAUAUUCAAAUGUCCUACAAGAAGUGCAACUUCCCAUCCUGGAUGACAGAACGUGUAAUACUGUGCUCAAGGAUAUGAACCUUCCUCCGGUAGGAAGGACCACGCUGUGUGCCAGUUUCCUUGAUGGGGAAAAGCAUGCCUGCCAGGGGGACUCUGGCAGUCCACUUGUUUGUAGAAGAGACAAUGGAAUCUGGGUCCUUGUUGGGAUAACUUCCUGGGGAGCUUGUGCUAGCAAUUGCGCUCCUUUAAGAAAUAACCAUAGAAGAGCAUCGCCUGGCAUUUUCUCCAAGGUGUUUGAGUUGACAGAUUUUAUCACUCAGAACAUGUUCACAGUGGGUGUAAUUUCUGUGAAUUCUUCCUCGUUUCAUUCCAAGUCAAAACUUGAUAAUACUUAUUUAAAGAGGAGUUUCUCUGAUAUAGAACAGAUUGGUGGUUGCCAGAGGUAGUGUUGAGGGGAGGAUUGUAGAUCUCAGGGAACAAUGUUGUUUGGAGAAAGUGGGAAGAUUCAUUACCCCCAUUCUUAAGCAGGCAACUAUUCUCAUAAUUGCUUAUGUAUCUGGAAAAUAAUGGUACCAGAAGAUAAAAUUAUCCUGAUAAAAUUCACAAGCUUAGACAUAGAAAAUCAAGUUGGAUGUGACCAUGACUAUGUAUCUUUACAAUCAAGCAACGGAAUGCUUAUUAGUAAGGUCUGUAGAGACAUAUUACCCUCACCACUGCUGACAGAGAACAACGAGGCCGUAGUUACAUUUGUGUCUGAUGCAGAAAACAGCGGCAGUGGCUUCGAGCUCACCUUUACUGCUGUACGGAAGAACUCAGAAGCUGUUUCAGGUUGCGGGAGUGCAGCUGUAUUGGUGGAAGAAGGGACAAUUCAUUCUGCCAAGUAUCCUGACUUGUAUCCCAGGAAUGUAAGGUGUCGCUGGUUCAUUCGUGCUCCAGGGAAUCACGUUAUAAAGUUGGCAUUUGAGGACCUUGCUAUUGAAUUUAACGAAAACUGUAUUUAUGAUGCCAUCGUGAUUUAUGGUGAUCCUGAAGAGGAGCAAGAGUUAGCUAAACUUUGUGGAACCUUGAGCCCUACUCCAGUAUUCAGUCCUGGUGACAUGAUGGUCAUUCAUUUUAAAAGUGAUGGUGAAAAUAACUUCCGAGGCUUCAAGGCUAGAUUCACCUGUCUGCCCUCAGACUCUUUAAACAAAAUUGGAUCGACAUCACCUCCCAAAACCAAUCCUGUUUCUCCUGCAAAACCUAUUCCAUAUGGUGUCUGUGGCAUCCCUCCGUUCAGCCCCCAGUGGCUUUCCAGAAGAAUUGCAGGAGGGGAAGAAGCCUGCCCCCACUGUUGGCCGUGGCAGGUGGGUUUGAGGUUUCUAGGCACUCACCAGUGUGGAGGUGCCGUCAUCAACCCAGUUUGGAUUCUGACUGCAGCCCACUGUGUGCAACUAAAAAAUAAUCCACUUUUCUGGACCGUUGUUGCUGGGGACCGUGACAGAACCCUGAAAGAAUCAACUGAGCAAGUGAGACGUGUAAAGGACAUCAUGGUCCAUGAAGACUUUGAUAGACUGACCUAUGACUCUGACAUCUUCCUUAUACAACUGAGCUCUCCCCUGGAGUUCAACUCCAUGGUGGGACCAGUAUGUCUCCCACACAGUGUGGAGCCUCUGCUUUCCUCUGAGAUCUGUGCUGUGACUGGAUGGGGAUGCAUUAGUGAAGGUGGAGGCCUAGCCAGUCGCUUACAGCAGAUUCAAGUGCCCGUGUUAGAGAGACAGGUCUGCAAACGCACUUACUAUUCUGCUCACCCAGGAGGGAUCACAGAGAAGAUGAUCUGUGCUGGCUUUGCAGCGUCUGGAGGGAAAGAUUUCUGUCAGGGAGACUCUGGUGGGCCAUUAGUAUGUAGACAUGAAAAAGGUCCCUUUGUCCUCUAUGGCAUCGUCAGCUGGGGAGCCAGCUGUGCCCAGCCAAGGAAGCCAGGUGUAUUUGCCAGGGUGAGUGUCUUCUUGGACUGGAUCCAAUCCAAAAUCAAAGGUCCUGCUUCACUUCAGAUAGAUAAUGAAAGUAAAACCCUAACAAGACAACAAUUGCUACCAUCCACACCUUCAACAGACAGUGCAUCUAGGCCAGGCUGUUACUCUGAAGUGGAGCUGGAAGAACCCAGAGGCUUCUUUUCAACUCCAAGAUAUCCUCUGGAUUAUAGAGGAAAACUGGAAUGUUCUUGGGUGCUCAGAGUUUCACCAAGUAGUAUGGCAAAAUUUACGGUUGAGUAUCUGUCACUCCCUGGGUCUUAUAUGUGUCGAGAUUCAGUUCUGACUAUUUAUGAAGAAAGCCACAGUGAGAGAAGGAUGGCAGGUGGACUAUGUGGAAGAAGGCUUUACCCAAAUUUCAUGAGCUCUGGACCACUCGUGAGGGUGUCUUUUCACUCCCUUGUGCAAGGUGCUUUUGGCAUAAGUUAUAUUGUCUUUAGAGUCCAAGGUCCAAAAAGCAGUAAAACUACCAAACUUCUCCAGGGUACAAACCAAGUGCAUGUGGCCACUUGUGAGGAUGUUAUUCUGACCAAACCAGCAGGAAUCAUACAGAUCCCAAGAUAUUUUCACAGAACCACUAUGAGCUGCCACUGGAGGUUAUUAGCCCCUUUAAAUCACAUCAUUCGCCUUGAUAUUAUCAACUUUCAGGUGAAACCAACACCCCUGGCCUGUCAGGGUCACCUGUGGGUUUAUGAAGGAUUUGGAGCAGACAAAAAAUUAAUAGAUUCCAUGAGAGGAAAGAUCAAAGUUAAUGAUAAAGGAUGUCCAGUAUUGGAUUUGAUUCCAGUUCGUUCUGUUGAGAUCACAUCUCCUAAUUACCCUAAUAUUUAUCCCAACAUGCUGAACUGCACUUGGACUUUUUAUUGCAUGUCAGGAAAUAAAAUGAAGGCAGUGAUUAAAGACUUUAUAACAGAAGAAUCUUGGAACUGUGCAUGGGAUUACUUCAAUAUUUAUGAUGGACCAGAUCAGCAAUCAAGAUUACUUGCUCACUUCUGUGGCUCCAAGAAAGAAUUUGUGUUGAUAUCCAGUGGUGCUUUCCUGACCAUGAAUUUUAAGACUGAUGAAUCUGUGGGAGAAAGAGGUUUUAAACUUAUUUUGGAAGAUACGAUUCAGAAGCAAUCACAAGAAAGCAAUGUUGGGGCCCAACUGCCUAUCAGUGGGGUAACAGUAGGAAACAAGACAAGAAGACAGCCAACCCAAGACAGACGUGGCAUUCCAGUUGUUGACCCAUUUCUAAGGGAAGGGUCUGAGAGAAAUCCAAAUGUACUGCCAGCCGAGCUUGGGGAGCCCAGGGUGGUUGGUGGCCGUGCUGCACCUGCAAUGUCGUGGCCCUGGCUGGUCAGUCUGCAGCACCAAGUACAACAUUACUGCGGAGGUGCUCUGAUUGCAAAACAGUGGGUCCCAACCGCGGCACACUAUAACUUUAGCACUGUCACAGACAAGCUGGUAAUAGGAAGAAGUUACCUCUCGAACGUAAGGAACAGUGAUUUGAUGCCAGUGAAAGCUGUAUACGCUCACCCUGGCUUCACACAAUUUCCUCCUAAUGAGGAUCUAGCCCUGUUGCAUCUGGAAAAACCCGUUGAACUAGAAGAUGAAUUUCCUAAAAUUGUGCAGCAGGCAGAGGUACCACUGAUCAGUAGUACAUCUUGUCGAAGCUACUGGGGGCUGGAUAUUAAAAACACCAGUAUAUGUGGAGGGGCUGCAGGAUCAUCCUCAUGCAUGGGAGAUUCUGGAGGACCACUGCAGUGCACCCGGGACGGGCAGUACAAGCUCGUCGGUAUCGUGAGCUGGGGCAGCAGUAACUGCUAUCCCACCGCGCCAACAGUCUUCACCAGAAUUUCUGCCUACAGGGACUGGAUCACAUCUGUCACCGGAGGAGAAGCAUGA
This is a messenger RNA of Equus quagga, 4449 nucleotides long. It is a transcript of the gene OVCH1, whose product is annotated as ovochymase 1. Gene Ontology annotation, molecular function: serine-type endopeptidase activity. Gene Ontology annotation, biological process: proteolysis. The record is from RefSeq and is a predicted model, not a curated record. NCBI's taxonomy places the organism in Eukaryota, Metazoa, Chordata, Mammalia, Perissodactyla, Equidae.